Arctia plantaginis is the source of this 780-nucleotide messenger RNA. NCBI's taxonomy places the organism in Eukaryota, Metazoa, Arthropoda, Insecta, Lepidoptera, Erebidae. The record is from the annotation of a GenBank genome assembly.
AUGAGGAGGUCUAUUGAAGUAUGGCUGAAGACAGGACGGUGUCACAGCGAAAUCCUCGCGGAACAGAAGAUGAGCGAAGGUGAGCUGCGGAAGCCUGGAGCAACCAUUAUAUUGUGGCUGAAAUGUGAACAGACAGUACACGACGAGCGUUUGAAUGCCCGCGUCGACUCUAUGCUCGAAGAAGGUUUGAUACAAGAGUUACUGGACUUCCACGCCAGGCACAACAUGCACAGGAUACAAGAUGGAAAGCCUCCAGACUAUACCAAAGGCAUCUUCCAAACUCUCGGCUUCAAAGAGUUCCACGAGUAUUUGAUGCUAUCUGAAGAGGAACGAAACAGCGAAGUAGGAAAGAAAUUACUCGAAAUCAGUAUAGAGAACAUGAAAAUGGCAACACGCAGGUACGCCCGCCGGCAGAACAAGAUGAUCAGAGGGAGGUUCUUACAACAUCCUACAAGACAAAUUCCACCAAUUUAUGAACUAGAUACUACAGAUGUUUCCAGAUGGGAUGAACUGGUUAAAAGUAAAGCUAUAGAAAUUAUUGAAAGUUUUCUAAAUGAAUCUCCUUGUCCAAUUGAACCACUGAAGUCUGAAAUUAGUGAAGAAAAGCGAAAUAUCGACGGCAACUCCUACAAUUACUGUGAUGUAUGUAACAGAGUUCUGUUAGGUGAUGAUAUCUAUGCCAUUCAUCUUAAAUCUUUCAGGCAUAUGAGAGUGCUAAAGAAAAAGAAGCGCCUUGAGAAGAAAUCCAAAAACGCAGAAGAGUCAUUGAAGUGUGAUUAA